AUGUCCGGUUGGAACGUGAACGCGGCUUCAUUUGUGCCGAAUCCCAACGCACGCCCAUUUGUUCCUGGGCAACCAUACAUUCAUGAACAACCUGAAAUCCCUUCACAACCACAAGCUGAACCAGCGGAAGACUGGGAAACUCAGGAGGAAAUACAAGAUUCUGCAGUGAAUUCGGCAGAAAACCAACCAGAAGUAGUUGAACCCGUUCCUGAUGAAAAGAUCUCAGCAACAGUUGCUGAAGCGUGCAAAGUCAAAGAGAGCAGCCCGGAAGACGACAUUAUUGCUCCAUUAGCAAAGAAAUUCCAAAGAACGGUUUUUGUCGAUGAUGGAACACACAAGGAGCACGUCAAUAUUGUUUUUGUUGGUCACGUCGAUGCUGGUAAAUCAACGAUUGGAGGACAAUUGAUGUAUUUGACUGGAAUGGUUGACAAACGAACAUUAGAAAAGUAUGAACGAGAAGCUAAAGAGAAAGGGCGCGAGAGCUGGUAUCUUUCAUGGUGCAUGGACACAAAUGAUGAGGAAAGAGACAAAGGAAAAACAGUGGAAGUUGGUCGAGCUUACUUUGAAACUGAAAAGAAGCACUUUACCAUUCUUGAUGCUCCUGGUCACAAAUCUUUUGUUCCGAACAUGAUUGCUGGUGCCACACAAGCGGAUCUUGCCGUUCUUGUAAUUUCGGCUCGUCGUGGAGAGUUCGAGACUGGAUUCGAUCGUGGAGGUCAAACUCGUGAGCAUUCCAUGCUUGUAAAAACUGCUGGAGUGAAGCAUCUCAUCAUACUUGUGAAUAAAAUGGAUGAUCCAACUGUAAAAUGGGAAGAGGAAAGAUUCAAAGAGAUUGAAUCGAAAUUGUCACCAUUUUUGCGCAAAUGUGGAUUCAAUCCAAAAAGUGACAUCACCUACAUUCCUUGCUCUGGACUUACUGGAGCCUUCUUGAAAGACCGACCUCCUGCGACUGAAGGGUCCUGGUACACAGGGCCAUGCUUCAUCGAAUUCCUCGACUCACACUUGCCGUCUUUCAAGCGUGAUUUCGAUGGUCCCGUUCGGUGUAUUGUUGUAGAAAAAUACUCGGAAAUGGGAACUGUUAUAAUUGGAAAAAUGGAAUCGGGUUGUGUUCAAAAGGGUGACACACUUGUAGUUAUGCCCAAUAAGCAACCAGUACAAGUUCUCCAAAUUUGGGCAGAUGAAGUCGAAGUCGAUCGAGUUGUUUCCGGAGAUAAUAUUAAAUUUAAGCUCAAGGGAAUCGAAGAAUCUGAGCUUCAAGGAGGAUUUGUGAUCUGCUCGCCAGAUUCGCUUGCUCGUGUAGGACGAGUGUUUGAUGCCGAGGUGUUCGUCCUUGAGCACAAAUCAAUCAUUGCUUCGGGCUAUUCAGCAGUUUUGCAUAUUCAAUCCGGUGUUGAAGAAGUUACAGUUAAGGGUGUCAUUGCGACAAUCGAUAAAAAGACGGGCGAGAAAAAACGUGCCAAAUUUGUUCGUCAAGACGAGAAAUGUAUUAUGCGAUUAGAAAGCCCAGAACCAUUCGUUAUUGAACCAUUCAAGGAUUACCCAUACCUUGGCCGAUUCACUCUUCGAGACGAAGGAAAAACAAUCGCGAUCGGAAAAGUUCUCAAGGUCAUUGAAUAA
Caenorhabditis bovis is the source of this 1617-nucleotide messenger RNA. The record is from the annotation of a GenBank genome assembly. Lineage: Eukaryota; Metazoa; Nematoda; Chromadorea; Rhabditida; Rhabditidae.